AUGGAUUCCACUACCGUCAAGAAUGCUGUCAUGCAGCAGGUCCGCACCGAGGCCAGCGUUGCCAAUGCGCAGAAGCUCAUGAACAAUCUCAAAUCGAGCUGCUUCGAUAUGUGCGUGCCCAAACCCGGUACCUCCCUGUCCAGCUCCGAGCAGAGCUGCGUCACCAACUGCAUGGAGAAGUACAUGGCCGCGUGGAACCUCGUCAACUCUACCUACAUCGCCAGGUUACGCGGCGAGAACGCCAAGUCCGACGGCUGGGCCUAA
This is a messenger RNA of Parascedosporium putredinis, 264 nucleotides long. The record is from the annotation of a GenBank genome assembly. NCBI's taxonomy places the organism in Eukaryota, Fungi, Ascomycota, Sordariomycetes, Microascales, Microascaceae.